Messenger RNA from Cladocopium goreaui, 804 nucleotides. Lineage: Eukaryota; Dinophyceae; Suessiales; Symbiodiniaceae. The record is from the annotation of a GenBank genome assembly.
AUGGACUUUCUCUCGGUGAGUGGCUUUCUGCUGUCACUGUACAGCAUCUUGAAUCUGGUGGACCGGGGCCUGAGCUUGUGGGCUCCGGAUUGUGGAUCCUGGGGCAUCCCUUGCAGAGGAACAUCAGGACGUUCAUACAUUUGCCCUCUUGGACAUGAAUUCUACCAGUUUGUCUCCCGAGCCAAUCUCAUGAUAAGUCGGCUGUCCCUUUGCCUUCUUCUGGUAUUAUGCCAAAAUUGCCUGUUCCUAUUGGAACAACCAUCCCAAAGUCUUCUUUUCCGACACCCACGAUUUGAAUGGUUCUGCAACCGGGUUGCAUGGGUUUUCUAUGUGCGAUUUUGGAUGCUACACCACGGUGGAACGAGCAGCAAGCAGAGUGUGUUCUGGGGAAACCUUUCAACUAUGAGGGAUCUCGACAAGGGUAGAAUGACACAAAGUGAACGGCAAUCCAAAACUUCGGUGAAAACCACCCGAAAGUACCUUGACAAGUCUGGACAACGUAGAUUUGUUGGUGACAAAGAGGCUUUGAAGCGAACUCAGCAAUACCCCUCUCAACUUGGAGAUGCCGUGCAUCAACUUUACAUGCAAGAGCUCAGUCGCCCAGUUGUCGGUUCUUUGCGAGUAAAUUUAACACCGUCCAUGGAAAAAACAGCCGUGCAGCUGUUUGACGAACUACCAAUGGGAGAUGUCUGGAAGGAUGCCUGCCUCCUUCCAGUCUUUCAAUAUUUGUAUUUUUGUCGGCAUACAAGGACUGUUUUUUGGGUUUGUUUGAAACUGUCCCAAUUCAUGAUUCGCAUGGGCUAA